UUACGUGUUACGACCCCACUACGACCCUCAUGGGGGGGGCCAAGUGGAUGCCGAUGCUUUGACGGCUUUGACCGAUGUGCCGACGUCUUUUUCGUAAUUUAUCGGCUAAUAUCGAGUCACGUGACUAACUUUUACAUGUGCGAUACGUUGAAACCGUGCAUGGUUGAAACCAUGGACGAAAACAAUUUUAAACGGAGAACAUCACAACAUUAGCAGACAUUAGUUUGUUUGAAUUUUGACGAAGCCUAGUUUCAAUUCGAUCCAACGUCUUCUGAAGAAGUGCUACACCAUUAAACAAUUCGAUUGUUAUACCAUACACCAUUGACCGACCCCCGAGGUGCCUCCGAGCGGUGUAUAAAAAAACAGCAACAUAAAUAUAUGUAUGGGAACUAAAUCUGGGGCUAAAUUAAAAAAUGUAUUUUUUGUUUAAAUGGUUAAUCGAUCGCUGAACGAUUUAAUUGGGCCACCACGAGCCACUGUACGACCCCCAAGAUGUUUUAAAAAAUUCAUAUAUUUGAAUUGGGGAAGCUAUAACCAAGCUGACCAGGGGAGGUCCUAAAUCCAUAACAACCAAAAUGGCGACCCGACGAGUGACGCAUAACGAAUCGAGGACGUGAAGCGUGUACGAGCAUGCUUACAAAUAAUCUAUCCAUCACACUUACAAAUUUAACGGAACUCUAGUCUUCGUCGUCUCUGUAAACUGUUGGUAAACGAUUGAAAAUGGCUCACGCGAAAAUUGAAGAUUCUGAUAAAUCUGAAGCGAAUCUCAAAGAGCAGGAAAAAGAUUGUGACGAAAAAGAUGGUACUGUAUUGAUACUGGAAUGUGCCGUUUGCCUUCAACCGUGCAUCCAUCCGGCUCGCUUGCCCUGCAGCCAUAUUUUCUGUUACCUCUGUGUGAAAGGUGUGGCAAAUCAGAGUAAAAGAUGUCCAAUGUGCCGACAAGAAAUACCUGCAGAUUUUAUAGAACAUCCACAACUUGUAGAAGUGGAAGAUGAUGCCAAACCGCCAGUGGUCGAUGAGGAAUACCAAUGGUUUUACGAAGGACGGAAUGGCUGGUGGCAAUACGACCAACGAACGAGCCACGAACUCGAAACGGCCUACAAACAAGGAAAGAGAACUUGCGAGCUACUCAUUGCUGGUUUUCUCUAUAUCGCUGAUUUUGGUUCCAUGUUACAAUUACGACGAAACGAUCCGUCCCGACAUCGCAGGAUCAAAAGGGAUUUGUACAACGUACCAAAAAAAGGAGUUGCCGGGCUUCGCUUGAAUGCCCAACAACAACAAGAUGAAGAAAUUCAAAUAGUAAGAGAAAUUCGGGGAGCUGAGCGACCAGCGAGUCCAGUGAGUGACACAUUGGGUACUGGGGAUGGAACGAAUACACCAGUGCCACCGAGCAACACGCCUCAAACUCCAGCCGGUGGGAAUACGAGUGGAGAUGCGACACCGCUCACAGAUCGCAACGAUCCGCGAUCGGACUCUCUUCACCAGGUUUUGGAACAAAUGCGUUCAUUAGUGUUAACAGAUGAGGUUCUAAGAGAUUCGCACUUCGGUCUAAACAGCGAUAACGAACCUGACGAGAACAUCGAUGAUCGAUCAUUUUCAGAUAAUACGAUGUUGCUUUGGGCGCCGAACACGACGACCGAUUCUUCGAGUGAAGAUGACGAUUGAGAGGUUGCACAAACGAUGUUCUUUGCAUGAACAUCAGCAACAUUUCUCUCCAUGACCGAGUAUUCAUCGGUCAUUAAUUUUGUGCUCAUUUAAACGAACGAGAGAGUUGAUUAAAUCUCAUGAUCCAUCAAUGGGUCACCAUAUUUAUAUUUUUCUCCAUUAAUACAACUCAAAUCGAAGCGUUUUGCAAAUUAUUCAUCUCAUUCGCGAUUUUUCGAGCAAUCUUCUCCAGUAGCGUUCUCCAGAAAUUUUUCCAGUUCCUUAACGAACUCUUUUUAUACGCUGGAUUAUAUUCGCUCAAUAAUCCAAUGGCAAAUAUCCUCGAAAAAUACCAACGAGUACAAUGAACUUAUAUAUAUAUUAUUAUCCCUCGUUUUUUACUUCGCUAUUCAUGAUCGUUAUUCUAAAUAAUUGAUGUAUCUCAAAAAUAUUGUAAGUGCAAUUGAUGGGACAGUCUAGUAGUAAAGGAGUUCUUGAAAUUCAAAGAUAUGAAUCGUGGUAUUCACAAAACAAAUCUAGUUCAAAGUAUUAUAUUAUAUUAUUAUCAUUAUUAUUUGUUGUUAUUAUUAUUAAUAAAAAAAGUAUUUGAUCUGAAAUUUAUUCUGUAUAUCUCAACAAUAAUAAAAUUAAUCGUGAGUAAA
Messenger RNA from Venturia canescens, 2306 nucleotides. RefSeq names its product Ring finger protein 146 (gene Rnf146). Gene Ontology annotation, molecular function: zinc ion binding; ubiquitin protein ligase activity; poly-ADP-D-ribose binding. The coding region runs from base 721 to 1665 and encodes 314 amino acids. The record is from RefSeq and is a predicted model, not a curated record. Lineage: Eukaryota; Metazoa; Arthropoda; Insecta; Hymenoptera; Ichneumonidae. Gene Ontology annotation, cellular component: nucleus; cytoplasm. The transcript is spliced from 4 exons. Gene Ontology annotation, biological process: ubiquitin-dependent protein catabolic process; Wnt signaling pathway.